UUUUCAGAGCGAGAAAGAAAGAAACACAGCAUUUGGUGUAGAGAGAGAGAGAGAGAGAGAGAGAGAGAGAGAGAGCAACAAUGGCGGUGUCUCUGAGAUGGCUUAGUGUAGGCUCAUUGCUGGUAAUAACGCUGCUUUUUAUAAGCGUCAAGGCCUCCAAGGAGCAGGACCAGCUUACACAUUCAAGAUUUGCAGAGGCAGAGGAGUUGAAGAGCUCCAAGAAUGCGUCAAUGGCGGACAGGGCAGAUGAGGCUUUGAAUGAGCAUGCUGUCCAUGACCCAGAGGAGGUAGCUUCAAUGGUUGAUAUGAGCAUUCGCAAUAGCACUGAAAGGAGGAAGUUGGGAUAUUUUUCAUGUGGAACUGGGAACCCGAUUGAUGACUGUUGGCGAUGCGACGGCCAGUGGUACCUCCACCGGAAGCGCCUAGCAGAUUGCGCCAUUGGGUUUGGACGCACGGCUGUUGGUGGUCGUGACGGAAGAUACUACGUUGUUAACGACCCUAGCGACGAUGAUGCCGUUAAUCCCAAACCCGGCACGCUCCGUCACGCGGUGAUUCAGGAUAGGCCACUGUGGAUUGUGUUCAAGCGGGACAUGGUGAUCACACUGAAGCAAGAGCUUCUUAUGAACAGCUUUAAGACCCUUGAUGGCCGUGGUGCUAAUGUCCACAUUGCUUAUGGGGCUUGUAUCACGAUCCAGUACGUCACAAAUGUCAUCAUCCAUGGUCUAAAUAUCCAUGAUUGCAAGCAAACUGGCAAUGCCAUGGUUCGGAGCUCGCCAAGUCAUUUUGGGUGGAGAACGAUGGCUGAUGGGGAUGGCAUCUCCCUUUUUGGUGCAAGCCACGUUUGGCUUGACCACAAUUCUCUCUCUAAUUGUGCUGAUGGCCUUAUUGAUGCUAUAAUGGGCUCGACUGCCAUCACCAUUUCUAACAACUACUUCACCCACCACAAUGAGGUCAUGCUAUUAGGUCACAGUGACUCAUACACUAGAGAUAAGCAGAUGCAAGUGACCAUUGCCUACAACCAUUUUGGUGAGGGCCUUAUCCAGAGAAUGCCAAGGUGUCGACAUGGGUAUUUCCAUGUGGUGAACAAUGACUACACACACUGGGAAAUGUAUGCCAUUGGAGGAAGUGCUGAACCAACCAUUAACAGCCAGGGCAAUAGAUAUCUUGCCCCCACCAACCCUUUUGCCAAGGAGGUGACAAAGAGGGUUGAUACAUCGGAUGGUACAUGGAAGGGAUGGAAUUGGAGAUCAGAAGGAGACCUUCUGCUGAAUGGAGCCUACUUCACUCCCUCAGGAGCUGGGGCUGCAGAAAGCUAUGCCAGAGCCUCAAGUUUAGGGGCCAAGUCCUCUUCCAUGGUUGGCGCCAUUACUUCUGGUGCUGGUUUCCUUAACUGCCGCAGGGGCCUGCAGUGUUAACCCCCAUUCCAUCUACACAGUAGAGAGUGCCAAAAGAAAGAAAGAAAGAAAAAAAAAACGAAAGGAAAAAAGAGGAAAGGAAAAUUACCCAUUUUUCUUGCCUUGUUAUUGUUAUAGAACUAUUGAGUGAGUUUAUAGCUGUUUUACUCACAUUGCUUCUUUGCAUUUGUCCCAGUCAAAUAUUUGAAAGGUGUACAUUUUUCACAUGUAUCAUAUUGUGGUCACUUGAGAAAGUGCUAUGACAAUGUCAGCCUGCUCAAGUGCCCAAGAACUUCCUUCGUUUUUCGAUAUCUAAAUUUUUCUUCAAACCGGCCCAUUUGCUUCUAUAUCG
Messenger RNA from Corylus avellana, 1746 nucleotides. RefSeq names its product putative pectate lyase 8. The record is from RefSeq and is a predicted model, not a curated record. NCBI's taxonomy places the organism in Eukaryota, Viridiplantae, Streptophyta, Magnoliopsida, Fagales, Betulaceae. Gene Ontology annotation, molecular function: pectate lyase activity.